Nyctereutes procyonoides (raccoon dog) is the source of this 465-nucleotide messenger RNA. Its product is annotated as USP6 N-terminal-like protein. NCBI's taxonomy places the organism in Eukaryota, Metazoa, Chordata, Mammalia, Carnivora, Canidae. Bases 74 to 454 code for a protein of 126 amino acids. The transcript is spliced from 5 exons. The record is from RefSeq and is a predicted model, not a curated record.
CUCAUCGACCUCGGGUGCUGAACGGCUCUUCACCUGCUUGCCUUCAUCCCUACAGCCUCCUGGGGAGAGCACCAUGAAAGAGGAUCUGGAGACCCUACUGGCCUUGGAACAGGCAGAAAUAGUAGCCAAGUAUAAUCAGGCACACCAAGCAGGGUCUCCAGUGGAACCUCAGGAAGAUGCUGACCUCUCGCUGUGCAGGGUCACUGACCAUCACGGUUUUCUGCACAAAAAAUGCCAGGAGACCUGGAGAGCAGACAAGCAGGUGAAGAUGCUGUGCAAAUGGGACACAUACCAGCACAGCAAGAAGGACAUCUGGAACAUCUGGACAUCUGGAACAAGCCAGAUCAUGAGGAGGAGAAGCAUCAGGGGCUACCACAAGCGGAUGCAGGGGGGAAUGCCUAGCUACAAAGGGGAGGUUCAGGGUGGAGCUGCUGCUCUGGGGCUGGAUGGGUAAAAAUCCAGGAG